Cyclocybe aegerita is the source of this 987-nucleotide messenger RNA. NCBI's taxonomy places the organism in Eukaryota, Fungi, Basidiomycota, Agaricomycetes, Agaricales, Hemipholiotaceae. The record is from the annotation of a GenBank genome assembly.
AUGUCCCGAUCUACGAUCUAUAAGCUUCAAGUUGAGCCAUCCAUAACCGUGCAAAUCGCUCUCCUUCCUUAUCCUCGUCCUCGAAUUCCGUCUUCAUACAUGCCUCAGCAGUCUCCAGAUUACCUCCUACUAACUUCUACCCGUUACGACCCGUUCCUGGAAAUUUUCACCUGGAACUACGACGAUGACGGCCCGUCGCCCUUCUUUUUACUGAGACAUCACUGCGACCGUCUCAAUGCUGCAAUCGACGCGCACGACUGGCCCAAUGCUAGAUCCUCUCACAACUAUUCAAACCUCAAGGCUGCCUGCGUAAAUGCUAUCAUAGAAGAGAGCUCCAAGGAGGAUAUUUCGGGUGCAUACUAUGUCCGAAUCACUCUUUCACGAAAAGGCGAAAUCGCAGUCACAGCAUCACCCUUACCAGCCCGCUUCAGUUAUGAUCCCCUGCUAGCUCCCUUAUCCACUGCGCCCUCGGGCUCCACGGACUCACUCCUUGACGACCCGCCACCCCUCAGCGUCUUCCUAGAUAAACAACCAACCCCUACGUCCAUCUUCACCCAGACGAAGACGACCUUCCGCCAACUCUACGAACAGGCAAAGGAGAGGAACAGGCACGUUCUUGGAUCAACUUCAACUAGUUCAGAUAUUCUCCUGUACAAUCUCCAGGAACAAUUACUGGAGACCACAAUCUUCAAUAUCGCAUUUUAUCGCUCUGGAAAGUGGCUAACACCUAAAACAACUUCAGGAUGCCUUUCAGGUGUUAUCCGGCGAUGGCUACUAGAGCACGAAAGGAUACGCGAAGACACGGAAGGGGUUUUGAUGAAAGCGGACGUGCGAGAAGGUGAAUUAGUCCUUCUUUUUAACGGGCAUAUAUCAACGCACAUCGGCGAAACAAUGCCAUCCCUGUGGAGCCAUUUACGCGAUGUGGAGAACUCCCCCGAGGUUGAAAGCGAACGGCACAAGGUCGGGAAUGGUGAAGCGAAGAUGUGA